AUGGACGGUGCACGAGCGGGCAGAAACUACACAGCGUGGCCACUGGUCUGUUUUACCGGCCGUUGCUUCGACGUGAUUCGCUCGAUCAGCUGCCACAUCCUGCACAGCGAUCACAAGAAGCAGUCAUUGGGCACCUACCACCUGAUCGGUUGUCCCACCGUGAGAUCUCUCAGGCACGUCACUCAAGAUUCCGGAAAAGUGCGGUACGUCCGGGACAACGACAGAUUGGGCAUCGUGGAAAUAAUUAUGCAAAUGCGGUUUCAAAUUAUAAUUAAAUCAACCAGCCCGUAG
Molecule: messenger RNA, 291 nt
Organism: Soboliphyme baturini
Lineage: Eukaryota; Metazoa; Nematoda; Enoplea; Dioctophymatida; Soboliphymatidae
Source: the annotation of a GenBank genome assembly